GUUUCAAGCCGCACAAUGGGUGGAGAUCACUGCUGUUUCCUUCCAAAUACCAACUGACCAUCAGCCCACGGGAAACGGUGCCCGUUUAGAGGGAUUUGUGCGAUGUGCCAGGACUUGUGGAUCUGGAUUACAUAAGCAUAAUGGACUGGGCUUUGACAAGACUUCCCUGCUAAAGGAUUUACACCAUCAGUCUUUGAUCUGUUUGUCAUAAUAUUGGACAGUCAACUCAUGUUGGACCAUCACUAUCUCCAAACCAGCAUUCAUACUUGCAGCAGUUUGUCACCUUCACUGUGGAUGCUGUUUUUGGAUUAACACCAUCUGAAAAUCCACAACCACGGAAUCACGCGCUGUUCUCUGGCCAGUGUUUGUGUUUUUAUGUCUUGUUCUGGGUGGCGGUCCAUCGCAGGUCCAGCUCUACAAAAUCAUGGAACCCAAUAUGGAGUACAUUGUCACGCAGGUGACCCAGAAAGAGGUUGGGCGGCGAUUUCAGGUGGGACCAGAAAUCAUAGACUACAUCCUGGACAGGCAGAAGUCACAUGAUCUGGAACAUGAUCAGACGAUGCUGGACAGGAUGGUGGACAGUCUAGCGACCACGUGGGUCAACGCAAGUAAUUUCAAGGUGGCACUGCUGGGAAUGGAUAUAGUUUCUGCUUUAGUGACCAGACUACAGGAACGCUUCAAAACACACAUAGGAACAGUUCUUCCUAGUUUAAUUGAUCGUUUAGGCGAUUCCAAAGACCAAGUUCGCGACCAAGUGCAAACGCUACUCUUAAAAGUGAUGGACCAAGCGGCCAAGCCACAGUAUGUUUGGGACCGAAUGCUGAGCGGAUUCAAGCAUAAAAACAACAGAACCAGAGAAGCUGUUUGCUUUUGCCUGAUUUCCACUCUUAAUGUAUACGGAGCCCAAGGUUUAACCCUCAGCAAGAUUGUUCCUCAUAUUUGUAAUCUUUUGGGAGACCCCACGAGUCAGGUCCGAGACAGCGCAAUGAAUUGCCUUGUGGAGAUUUACAAACAUGUGGGUGAGAGAGUGAGGAUCGAUCUGGGGAAAAAGGGACUCCCGCAAUCACGGUUGAAUGUGAUUUUCAGCAAGUUUGAUGAAGUCCAGAGGUCUGGCAAUAUGAUCCUGUCUGCAGAUAAGAACAUAGAUGAUGAUGAUUCCAUGGAAGGAGGCCGUUCCUCGUCGUCUUCUAAAGGAGCAGCGUCGGUGCGGCGAACGGGAUCCAUGCGGCUGCCGAGCUCCGCCUCCAGCACGAAGAGUUCAGGUAAAGAAAGCGCAAGUGCUGGUGCCCUUGAUGAAGAAGACUUCAUUCAUGCCUUUGAAGAUGUGCCUACAGUACAGAUCUACUCCGGUCGAGAGCUCGAGGAGUCCAUGAAUAAAAUCGGAGAAAUUCUCUCCAGUGACAAACACGACUGGGAGCAGAGAGUGGCAGCAUUGAAGAAGGUGCGCUCUCUUCUGUUGGCGGGCGCGGCAGACUACGACGGCUUCUCACAGCAUUUGCGGCAACUCGAGGGGCCGUUGAAAUUGUCAGCCAAAGAUCUGCGCUCGCAGGUUGUGCGAGAGGCCUGUAUCACACUGGGGCAUCUGUCAUCUGUGUUGGGGAAUAAGUUUGAUCAUGGAGCCGAGAAUAUCAUGCCAACGUUACUAAACCUAGUACCAAACAGCACGAAAGUGAUGGCCACAUCUGGAGUGGCAGCGAUCCGUCUUAUUAUACGACACACACACUACUCCCGACUGAUCCCAAUCAUGACCAGCAACUGCACGUCUAAAUCUGUGGCCAUCAGACGCCGCUGUUUUGAGUUUUUAGAUCUGUUGCUUCAAGAGUUGCAGACGAAUUCUUUGGACAGGCAUGUGACUGUUCUCAUGGAAACGAUUAAGAAAGGAGUUCAUGAUGCCGAUUCGGAAGCAAGAUCCGUUGCAAGAAAAUGUUACUGGGGUUUUCACGCACACUUCAGAAAAGAGGCGGAGCAGCUCUUUCAGGCGCUGGAACUGAACUAUCAGAAAGCGCUUCAGUCUCAUCUGAAGGGUUCGGACAGUAUCAUGUCACUGCCGCAGUCCGAUCGCUCGUCCUCAAGCUCACAAGAGAGUUUAAAUCGUCCACUGUCAGCUAAAACGCCAGUCGGGAGCAACUUGAGCAGGACUAAAGCCGGGAGUUCUCGCGUGUCGUCCACGCCGGGCUCACUGCAACGAUCGCGCAGUGACAUCGACGUCAACGCUGCAGCCAGUGCCAAGUCACGAAUGCCCACAGUACCCGCCGCUGCCCCCUUCAGCUCUGCCGCAGCAUUGCCGCCCGGAUCCUACGCCUCACUAGGCCGUGUGCGCACAAGACGACAGAGUUCAGAGACUGCUGCUGGGGGCGGAGCCUCUGUGACAGACAGCAGAGGGAGGAGCCGAGCCAAAAUUGUGUCCCAAUCACAACCUGGCAGUCGGUCUAGCUCACCUGGGAAGCUGUUGGCUCAUUCUUAUGGAAGAACUCCUCGCAUCCCUGGAUCCAAUGGAAAGGCAUCAGAUAAACGCAGCAAAAUUCCCUGGAGUCACGGCUGCAGUCGAGAGACCAGCCCGACCUGCAGCAGAGAGGAUCAGUUUGGUCUGAUUCAUCACGCUCGUAUCUCGGCGUCUGUUAAUGCCAUGCGGAUCUUGAACACGGGCACAGAGGUAGAAGCUGCUGUAGCAGACGCUCUGCUGUUAGGCGACUCCAGGAAUAAGCCGAGGCCGAUGCGCCGCCGUUAUGAGUCUCCUGGCAUGUACUCUGAUGAUGAUGCCAACAGUGACGCGUCCAGCGCGUGUUCAGACCGCUCUUAUGGAGGGAUCCCGCAUUACCUGCGUCAGACGGAGGACGUGGCUGAAGUUCUGAAUCAUUGCGCCAGCUCCAACUGGUCUGAGCGGAAGGAAGGGCUGUUGGGACUCCAGAACCUUCUGAAGAGCCAAAGAGUCCUCAGUCGUGUAGAGUUGAAGAGACUCUGUGAAAUCUUCACCAGAAUGUUUGCAGACCCACACAGCAAGAGAGUGUUCAGUAUGUUCCUGGAGACGCUGGUGGAUUUCAUCAUGAUACACAGAGAAGAGCUUCAGGAUUGGUUGUUUGUGUUGCUCACACAGCUGCUGAAGAAAAUGGGGGCCGAACUUUUGGGGUCCGUUCAGGCCAAAGUUCAGCGGGCCCUAGAUGUUACUAGGGAUUCGUUUCCGUACGAUCAGCAGUUUAACAUCCUGAUGAGAUUUAUUGUUGAUCAAACGCAGACUCCAAACCUCAAGGUGAAGGUGGCGAUCCUGAAGUACAUUGAGUCUUUGUCCAGACAGAUGGAUCCAUCCGACUUCAUUAAUUCGAGCGAGACUCGAUUGGCUGUUUCUCGAAUCAUCACAUGGACGACAGAACCAAAGAGCUCAGAUGUUAGAAAGGCAGCACAGAUGGUUUUGAUCGCCCUGUUUGAGCUGAACACACCAGAAUUCACCAUGUUGUUGGGCGCCCUUCCCAAAACCUUCCAGGAUGGAGCUACAAAACUUCUACACAACCAUCUAAAGAACAACAGUAACGCCACUGCAGUGGUAUCUCCCAGCAGUACAGUUGGACGAACGCCCCCGAGACAUCCCGUUACCCGGACGAGCCCCCUGGCAUCACCGACUACCGGUUCUCGUGGCGGACUUUCACCCAGUAUGUUGGAGUACGACACAGAGAACAUGAAUUCUGAGGAGAUCUUCAGCUCUUUGAGAGGCGUAACUGAAGCCAUCCAGAGCUUUAAUUUCCGCAGUCAGGACGACAUUCUGGAGCCAAACAAACGUGACGGCAAGAGGGACGAGACGACGGGUGUGGCGUCGUCGUGUGCAGACCCUCGACUGUCUGCAGGUCUGAUGGAGGGGGGCCGAACCGCACUGGACAACAAGACGUCAUUAUUAAACACGCCGUCCACGCGGGCGUUCAGCGGGCCGUGGUCGCGCGAGUACAACCCGUACAACUACAGCGACUGUAUCAGUGCCUACGAGAAGGGAGCGCUCGCCGUGUUUGAAGACGUGGAGCAACUCCGAGACGGUCAUCAACAAAACUGUGGGGAAAACAAAAUCAUACAUACUAAGAGUUUUUCUGCAGGACCCGGGCAGCACCUGGAGAUUGUUGGUGACCUGCUGAAGGAGCUGUCCAAUCACAGCGAGCGCGUGGACGAGAGGCGGGCCGCUCUGCUGGAGUUGUUGAAGGUUACCCGUGACGACAGUCUGGCUGUGUGGGAGGAGCACUUUAAAACCAUGCUGCUGUUGCUAUUGGAGACGCUGGGAGAUAAAGAUCACACUAUUCGAGCGUUGGCGCUGCGUGUUCUGAAGGAGAUCAUGCGCAGUCAACCAGCGCGAUUUAAAAACUACGCAGAACUCACCAUCAUGAAAACACUGGAGGCCCAUAAAGAUUGUCACAAAGAGGUGGUGCGGGCUGCAGAAGAAACUGCGUCGACACUCGCGAGCUCCAUCCACUCUGAACAGUGCACUAAAGUUCUGUGUCCAAUCAUCCAGACGGCCGAUUAUCCCGUCAACCUCUCCGCUAUUAAAAUGCUGACCAAAGUCAUCGAGCGCAUUUCCCAUGAUUCCCUGCUUCAGCUCCUACCCGACAUUAUACCAGGACUGCUACAGGGUUAUGAUAACACCGAGAGCAGUGUACGGAAGGCCAGUGUGUUUUGUCUGGUGGCCAUUUAUUCUGUUAUUGGUGAAGAUCUGAAGCCACAUCUACAGCAGCUGACCGGCAGUAAGAUGAAGCUGUUGAAUCUGUACAUCAAACGAGCUCAGACCACCAACAGCAACAGCAGCAGUUCUUCAGACAUCUCGUCUCACAGCUGAACUGCCCUCUGAUGCCCCUCUAAUCCACCCCGUCAUCUCCGCUGAAUCCUGCUGAUGUUACCCGUCCUUUAACUCUGUCAAACGAUUGUGCACACAGAACUCUUGCAGUUGUCCAUCGUGCGAGUAGAUCCUGUUUAGACGCACGUAUAAAUGCGCCUUUUAAAAGGCCAAUGCUUUAUUUACUAUUUUAAGAGGCGUAACGACUUCAACUGCAGUUUUGUAAUUGGUUGCGUUAGAGUUUGAACGGAGAUCUGCUACCAUGACAAUAGUGCGUGUGCAGUGAUUGUGCCAAUGUUACCUCUUCGUCUGUAAGAAAACCAACGUUAUACCUUUUAUUCGCCAACAGAAGAGUCUCACAUUUCUCAUCGCAAUCAGUUUCGGUUUCAUUUAAAAUACGUUUUUUUGCGAAUGAAAAUUCUGUCAUCAUUUACUCACCAUCAUGUCGUUCCAAACCUUUAUGACUUCUUCAGUGGAACACAAAUAAGGCCAGGAUUUUUAAGUUCCUUUUCAGUUCGGCCAAUCAGAAGUUGCGUUACUGUUAAAGAGUUGCGUGUUUGGCUUCAGUGACGUCAUCAGUGACUGUAACGCCCGUCUAAAGAGUUGUUUAUUACAGAGUUUAACGCUGCUGCCUAAUUUGUUAAGCUCGUAGCGAGUAUUAGAGCGAAUUAAACAUUCAUUUUGGACAUUUAAAAAUAUGCAAGAACAGAGAUUGUAUUUGUACAGUACUUUGUUUUAUUUCUGGCCGACAAGUGAAGCGUUAAAUUUGAAGUUUUUCUUGAUGUUAAGCCUACAUAUAAGAUUAUUUAAAAAAUCAGUGAGAAAUUUGGGUUAGCAUGAAUAUGUUUUAAAGGACCAUGAUAUUAUUUUAUGCUUUACACAUUUACUUUUCUGGUUAAAGGUCUUGUUGAUGCUUUUGUUUUAUUUUAAUUUUUUUACAAAACGUACAAUUGAAUAAUCUCGGAUUUCAGAAAGUAUUAGUAUCUGCCUUAAUGGUGCAUUUAAAAGAUGACGUUCCAACAUUUAAUCACACUGAAUUGAAUUUAUGUUUUGCAAAUUAAAUAUUUCACUAAUGUACACGCUAGCUUUACAGAAUAUUGACAGGCUGUAUAUCAAAUACUUGAACGCAAUGUCGUAAGAUAGACUGUAAAAGCGAAGUUAUCCGUGGAAUUCUUAACUUUUUAGAGCAAUAAUUUUAAAAAUAAAUAAUCCAAAUUGGAUUUUGCUAGUACUUAAAUCACUGUUUGGAAGGUUUGUGCUUGUACGGUCGUUUAAAGUGCUCGAUUAGUCAUUUUGUAAGAUGUUUUAAAUAUUGGUGCUUAAUUGAAUUACUGAAUGUUUUUCAUUCUUUGGUUUGAUAGAAGGGCCUUACCAUGUACUAUAACAUCAGUUUCUAAAAAGAAAAUCACAUUAUCCUACACUCUUGUUUUAAGUCCCAAAGAACAUUGCACACAAAUUACUACAAAUCUGAAGGUGUUCCUCAGUGAAUCACCUACAAUCCGUCUAGUCAUUGUUAAAGGAGUAGUUCAUCCAAAAAUGAUAAUUCAGUGAUUGUUUACUCACUCUUGUUGUAACUCUAUAAGACUUUCUGUCUUUUUCUGAACAC
Molecule: messenger RNA, 6410 nt
Organism: Xyrauchen texanus (razorback sucker)
Lineage: Eukaryota; Metazoa; Chordata; Actinopteri; Cypriniformes; Catostomidae
Product: CLIP-associating protein 1-B-like
Exons: 39
Coding region: 425-4807 (1460 amino acids)
Biological process (GO): mitotic spindle assembly
Cellular component (GO): cytoplasmic microtubule; mitotic spindle; spindle microtubule
Molecular function (GO): kinetochore binding; microtubule binding
Source: RefSeq, a predicted model, not a curated record